AAGCAUUUGCUGGUAAAUAAAGUAUACUUCUUGAUCAUAACAGUCAGGCGAUAUAAAAGUCUACCCAAUACAUACCGGAAGUAUGUGGACCUAUAAGGCGUCAGUGCGCAUGCGUGAAAGCCUCUUUUACCGUGGGUAUAAUGGCGGGUGAAACAGAAAAGAAGGAGGCCAAGGAGACCAAGGAGAUGAAGAAGAAAGAGACGCCGAAGAAGGAGGACGCAACCAAGAAAAAGGACGCGACUGCGACCAAGAAAAAGGACACAACUAAGAAAAAGGACGCGACUGCGACCAAGAAAAAGGAUGUGACUUCGACUAAGAAAAAGGACGCGGCUAAGAAGGAUGAGACCAAGAAGGACACACAGGAGAAGAAACUGGUGAAGGGGAAAAAAAUUCCAUCAGUCCCUGAAGGUCUCUUGAAGAAGAGGAAGCGCUUUGCUGCUGCCAAGGUGGCUCGUGUCAAGGCUCUGCAGCUCGAGAAGAAGAAACGCAGGAUUACCCGGAACCUGAUCUACUCGAGAGCACAGGCUUACCAUAAAGAGUACCGGCAAAUGUACAGGAGCGAGAUCCGCAUGAACCGUAUGGCCCGUAAAGCCGGAAACUUCUACGUCCCCGCUGAGCCCAAACUGGCCUUCGUUAUCAGGAUCAGAGGUAUCAAUGGCGUGAGCCCUAAAGUGCGAAAGGUUCUGCAGCUGUUGCGUCUGCGCCAGAUCUUUAACGGUGUCUUUGUCAAGCUCAACAAGGCCUCCAUCAACAUGCUGCGCAUCGCCGAGCCCUAUAUUGCCUGGGGUUACCCCAACCUGAAGUCUGUGCGUGAGCUCAUCUACAAGCGCGGAUUUGGCAAGAUCAGAAAGCAGCGCAUUCCUUUGACUGACAACUCACUCAUCGAGAAGAACCUUGGCACCAAUGGAAUCAUCUGCAUGGAAGAUCUGAUCCACACGAUCUACACUGUUGGCAGAAACUUCAAAGCUGCCAACAACUUCAUGUGGCCUUUCAAGCUCUCAUCUCCUCGCGGUGGCAUGAACAAGAAGACCACACACUUUGUGGAGGGAGGAGAUGCCGGGAACCGAGAGGACCAGAUCAACAGACUUAUCAGGAGGAUGAACUAAAGGUGUACUAGGACAUCUUUUGGUUUAUGGAAAAUAAAUGUUUAAUACACA
Tachysurus vachellii is the source of this 1157-nucleotide messenger RNA. It is a transcript of the gene rpl7, whose product is annotated as ribosomal protein L7. NCBI's taxonomy places the organism in Eukaryota, Metazoa, Chordata, Actinopteri, Siluriformes, Bagridae. Bases 141 to 1106 code for a protein of 321 amino acids. Gene Ontology annotation, cellular component: cytosolic large ribosomal subunit. The transcript is spliced from 7 exons. Gene Ontology annotation, molecular function: RNA binding; structural constituent of ribosome. Gene Ontology annotation, biological process: maturation of LSU-rRNA from tricistronic rRNA transcript (SSU-rRNA, 5.8S rRNA, LSU-rRNA). The record is from RefSeq and is a predicted model, not a curated record.